AUGAAGUCUACAGUACACACAGGUAGAGACGCCACCAUCACCAAAGCCAAUGACGACCCCUUCCUUGUCGAGUUUAGGCAGCCCUUCGACAGCGAAAACCCCAAGGACUGGCCAGCGCGCCGCAAGUGGGUAGUGACCGACUCGCUCUCCGCAUCGGGCUUCAACCGCAUCAUGGUAUCGACCAUUAUGGCACCGGCGCUCACCACGAUCCAGAAGGAGCUGGACAUGACGGCAGCUGAGUCGGCCAUGGCACUAUCUGUGUAUCUGCUGGCAACGGCAUUUGGCCCACUGAUCAUCGGUCCGUUGUCAGAGGUUUACGGGCGCAAGCGGGUCUUGCAUGCCUCCAACGGGUGGUUCAUUCUUUGGAACAUUGUGUGUGGGUUUGCCAAUACGAAGGGGUUGCUGAUCAGUGCGCGGUUCAUGGCGGGAUUUGGGGCGAGCGCCAUCUAUGCGCUUGGUGGCGGUGUGCUGGGAGAUAUUUGGACAACUGAGGAAAGGGGAAGAGGGUUGAGGAUUUACCUGACUAUUUCUGUCCUCGGUUCUGCGGUUGGUCCUAUCGUGGGUGGUUACAUGGCGGGAAGAGCCAGCUGGAGAUGGAUGUUCUGGGCGACAUCCAUCUUCCAAGUCCUCAUGACAGCCGUUACAUGGACCACGGUCCGGGAGACUUUCGCUCCCGUGAUCCUGCAGAGGCGCGCCGAGAAGCUCCGUCGAGAUACGGGCAACACCGACUACCGCACGGCAUACGAGCGCCUGGACGACAAGAAGCCAUUGGCCCAGGUGCUCAGACAGGCUCUCACCCGCCCGUUGCGGCUCCUGGCCUUCCAUCCAAGCCUCCAGAUGAUCGGGGCGAUGCAGGCAUACAACUAUGGCCUCCUCUAUGUGGUGCUCUCGCGUUUCGCCACCGUGUGGGUCGAGCAGUACAGCGAGACUGUCGAGACCAGCGGCCUGCACUAUAUCUCGUGUGCGUUGGGGGAGAUAGUCGGGUCGCAGGUCGGCGGACCUCUUAUGGACAGGUUCUUCCUGCGGAUGCUGAAGCGGGGCGCCAACGACGGCGGCGGCGCUGGCGAGCAGCAGCGCGAGCACAUUCCUGAGUUCCGCCUGCCACUGAUGCUGCCAGGAGCCCUCGUUGCGCCUGCGGGCCUUCUCCUCUACGGUUGGACGGCGCAGUACCGCGUGCAGUGGGCGGCCGUGGACCUGGGCGCGUUCGUGUACAUGUUUGGGAGCCAACUGUUGGGACUUCCCAUGCAGGCGUACAUAAUCGAUGCGUGGCCUGAGCACACGGGCAGCGCGCUGGCGGCGACGCAGUUCCUCAGAAGCAUGACGGCGUUUGCGUUUCCGCUGUUCGCGCCGAGUAUGUACGCGGGGCUGGGGUAUGGGUGGGGGAACAGUGUGCUUUCCCUGGUGGGAGUGGUCCUGGGGGUGAUGUGCCCAUUGUUAUUGUGGAGAUUUGGGAAGAGGAUGAGGAUGAGGGCUGGUGCGAGUUAUUGA
This is a messenger RNA of Cryphonectria parasitica EP155, 1488 nucleotides long. RefSeq names its product MFS general substrate transporter. The coding region runs from base 1 to 1488 and encodes 495 amino acids. The transcript is spliced from 3 exons. Lineage: Eukaryota; Fungi; Ascomycota; Sordariomycetes; Diaporthales; Cryphonectriaceae. Gene Ontology annotation, molecular function: transmembrane transporter activity. The record is from RefSeq and is a predicted model, not a curated record. Gene Ontology annotation, biological process: transmembrane transport. Gene Ontology annotation, cellular component: membrane.